Molecule: messenger RNA, 1941 nt
Organism: Oncorhynchus mykiss (rainbow trout)
Lineage: Eukaryota; Metazoa; Chordata; Actinopteri; Salmoniformes; Salmonidae
Product: 15-hydroxyprostaglandin dehydrogenase [NAD(+)]
Cellular component (GO): cytoplasm
Molecular function (GO): oxidoreductase activity, acting on the CH-OH group of donors, NAD or NADP as acceptor
Source: RefSeq, a predicted model, not a curated record
ACUAUCUCAUUAGGAGGUCGGUUUGGAAUAUGAAAAAGGUGAAAGACGAGACGGCGUAAUUAUCCGCCGUGUGUUUAUUUAGCGCUACAUACACCACACGCCCCUUUUCUGACAACUAAUGUACCAGAUGAUAUAGGAGCCUACAUAAAGCAGCGCGGGUGUCGCAGCCAGAUGAAGCGUAAAAGAUGACUCUGCGAGGUAAAGUGGCUCUAGUUACGGGCGGAGCCCAAGGUAUCGGUAGAGCCGUCGCAGAAAGCCUUCUGAAGAAUGAAGCAAAGGUUGCAUUUGUUGACUUGAAUCAAAGUGUCGGAGAGGAAUGCAAGAAGAUUUUAGAUGGAGAGUUUGGAGAUGGGAACUGCAUUUUCAUUCAGUGUGACGUGACGGACAGAUUGAAACUUAAAGAUGCUUUUCAAAGUACAGUCGACCGGUUUGGAAGAUUGGACAUUGUUGUCAACAAUGCUGGCAUCAACAAUGAGAAGGACUGGGAGAAGACCAUUGAAGUAAAUCUGACAUCAGUCAUCAAGGGAACUUACCUGGCUCUGGAUCAUAUGAGCAAAGAGUAUGGAAAAGAAGGAGGAGUCAUCAUCAAUGUCUCAUCCAUGGCAGCUUUCCUUCAUUCCCCCUACCAGCCAGUGUAUACGGCCACAAAGCACGGGGUGAUAGGCUUCUCCAGAGCCAUAGCGGAUGCGGCUGAGGUGGAGAACUAUGGUGUGAGGAUCAACACGCUGUGCCCUGCCUUCGUGGACACCCCUCUCCUGCGCUCCGUAGAACACGAGGACAACAUGGGCAAGUUUGACAAGUUCAAGGACGACUUAAAGAGGAGCGUGCACAAGUUCGGGGUGCUUCAACCGUCGCUGAUCGCAGAGGGAGUGUUGCGCCUGAUAACUGAUACCGGUCUAAACGGCGCCGUGAUGAAGAUCACCUGCUCUAAAGGGAUCCACUUCCACACCUACGAGCCCCUGUCCGCUUGAGAGGAACAACACGGAAUACCGUCGGACUUCUGUCACCCACCCAGACAAAGGAACUUAAAGUGGUCGGAGUAUGGAGUCAUUCAGAAAGUAGACCCAUGUGUCUAUGGAAUUGGUAGAAGUGUAGGCCCAUUGAAUUAGGAAUUAGAAUAGUAAUUUAAUGGGACCUCUAUUUGUAUGCCUAUGAUGGAUGUAACCAAGAUUCCAGUAGUCUUACUUAAUAGGUGUGAACAAAGGUAGACAAAGAGGGUUUAGUUUUCGGGUUUCCCUCAUCAUAGAAUCCUCCAGUUGAUUUGACUAGUAUGAGAGACUUGUUUCCCUCAUCAUAGAAUCCUCCAGUUGAUUUGACUAGUAUGAGAGACUUGUUUCCCUCAUCAUAGAAUCCUCCAGUUGAUUUGACUAGUAUGAGAGACUUGUUUCCCUCAUCAUAGAAUCCUCCAGUUGAUUUGACUAGUAUGAGAGACUUGUUUCUCUCAUCAUAGAAUCCUCCAGUUGAUUUGACUAGUAUGAGAGACUUGUUUCCCUCAUCAUAGAAUCCUCUAGUUGAUUUGACUAGUAUGAGAGACUUGUUUCCCUCAUCAUAGAAUCCUCCAGUUGAUUUGACUAGUAAUGAGAGACUUGUUUCCCUCAUCAUAGAAUCCUCCAGUUGAUUUGACUAGUAUGAGAGACUUGUUUCCCUCAUCAUAGAAUCCUCCAGUUGAUUUGACUAGUAUGAGAGACUUGGUACAAAUUGACUGCUGUAUUUAUUUUAUUUUAUUUAUUUAACUAGGCAAGUCAGCUAAGAGAAAAUUCUUAUUACCCAAAUAUGAAAUGGACGUUUUAUCACAAAGCACAGUAUGUGUUUACAAUUUUACCAAAUAACUGAAGUUUAUUUAUGAUACAAUAGCAUGCUUUAAUAUCAUAGAAUAUGUGAAAAUUGUAUUUUUGUUCUCUGUCAGACAAUAAACUUUGACUCCUUUCCUCUUCUCCUUCA